UGAAUUGAUUCACCUGUCGAUUUCGGUUACCAACAUUCGGUAUAAAUGUUGAAGUAAACUUAGAUGGUGUCAUCAGUCUACUGCAAGCUCAUCCUUUCAGAACAUCAUCAGUUCAGAUCCACCGAUCCAAUAGCAUCUCAGAAUGAAGUUCUUCAUAGCCUUCCUAGCCAUGGCUUUCGCGGCUGCUGAAGCAGGAUACGCUCCAGCUGCGGUUCCAGUCACCACCUCUGUGUGGCCCGCGUACGGUGGCUUGUAUGGAAAGAGUGUCGUUUCGGCUUGGCCGUACGGCCAUGACGGAUGGAACAACGGCUGGGGCAACGGCUGGAACAACGCCGCCGGUUGGAACACCUGGAACAAUGGAUGGAACAGCUGGAACAACGAUGGCCACGGAUGGUACGGUUAUCCCUAUGGUGCCGCCGGUGCCUGGUCUCCAGCUCACUAUGGUGGACACAAGACUGUAGUGCAGGCCAACUUAGGAAAGGCUGCGUACCCUUGGGGAUUGCCGUGGGGAACCUACGGUGCUGGAGUUCAUGGAUGGACUGGCCACCAUGGUGGAUAUCUGCCAACGACGGUUGUCCCAGUGUCCAAGCAGGUGGCUGCUACCCCUGGAUCGGUUCAUGUGGCCGCGGUACCGGUUGGAGGUGAAAAAGUGGUUGUUGGUAAAACUUGGUAAAUGCAAGGAAUGGAUUAGGGUAAAAUCUGGCUAUGUGAUCAAUGGAAAAGGAAUUGUGAAAUAUAUUUAAAAUUACUGUAAAUACCAAAUACAAGUUUAAUUCAAAUUGAAGAACAGUAGGUGACCUUAUCUCAGGGUCAUCCACAACUACUUACUCAACAAGAAA
Aedes albopictus (Asian tiger mosquito) is the source of this 839-nucleotide messenger RNA. RefSeq lists its product as uncharacterized. The record is from RefSeq and is a predicted model, not a curated record. The transcript is spliced from 2 exons. NCBI's taxonomy places the organism in Eukaryota, Metazoa, Arthropoda, Insecta, Diptera, Culicidae. Bases 143 to 673 code for a protein of 176 amino acids.